This is a messenger RNA of Thelazia callipaeda (thelaziosis nematode), 744 nucleotides long. The record is from the annotation of a GenBank genome assembly. Lineage: Eukaryota; Metazoa; Nematoda; Chromadorea; Rhabditida; Thelaziidae.
AUGCAGAGACUUGCACCAAAUCUCUUUGAUAUUAUGAUCCCUACGAGAUCAUAUUGCUAUGAUGAGCAAAUAAGUAAAGCGAGUGUUUCAAUAGACGGUGCGAGUGCAGAUGUGAUUAAUGAAAAUGAAAACAUUACUCACAAAAUAAAGGAGUUAGAAGUAUUUAAUGUGAAGGAAUGCAAUCAGGAGUCCUACUGUGAUCUAGAAACUAAUGCCAAUGCAAUUCGAUUGGCUGCGGAUGUUGUUCAACUAGAUAUAGCGCAGAAAUGCUUGCGUGCAAUAAUUCCGCGACAGCAACAAAACAUAUUGAAGUUAUUCGAUAAUUUACGGAUUCCACCGAAGAAUUACGAUGGCCAUGAUGAUCUCAUAGAAAAAGCACGAGCAAAUUUAAAUGCAAUUAAAGGCCUCUUUUUGGAACAGGAGAAAAAUGAAAGCAGUAUAUCAGUUCAGUUCGCCCAGGGUAUAAAUCCAUUUGUGAAUGGAUCUUGGAUGUUGGCUCCACUUCGUAGAGUUUUGGAUGUGAUACAAAAAGACGGGAAAUCAACUGCAGAGGACUUAAUUAUAGUGCGACUUUCAUUGUUCUGGACUUUAUUAGUAAUGGUCGAAAGACCCACUUUGUAUCACGCUUUUGCAAUACCCAAUGAAAUUUUCAUUCGCUUAGCUGAGGAUGCGAAAAAGGCAGAACAUUGUGAUGCAUUUACACUCACCAUACAGCAGUCUUUGGCAGGCUUUUUGGAUUAUUAG